Molecule: messenger RNA, 1013 nt
Organism: Telopea speciosissima
Lineage: Eukaryota; Viridiplantae; Streptophyta; Magnoliopsida; Proteales; Proteaceae
Product: probable xyloglucan endotransglucosylase/hydrolase protein 23
Exons: 3
Coding region: 42-938 (298 amino acids)
Biological process (GO): cell wall biogenesis; xyloglucan metabolic process
Cellular component (GO): apoplast; cell wall
Molecular function (GO): hydrolase activity, hydrolyzing O-glycosyl compounds; xyloglucan:xyloglucosyl transferase activity
Source: RefSeq, a predicted model, not a curated record
GCCAGCAUCUCGACCUCCACCAUUUUUUUUCAGUUACAAAUAUGUCAUCUUUCUGUUCUUCAUUUAGAGUUUCAAUGAUGCUUCUUGUUCUACUACUAGCAAGCUCUUUAAUGGCUGCCUCUGCAGCAAAUUUAGAUCAAGAUUUCGUCAUCACAUGGGGCGAUGGCCGUGGUAAAAUGCUCAACAAUGGGCAGUUGCUAAUGCUGUCUCUUGACAAUGUCACUGGCUCUGGGUUUGAAUCUAAGAAUCAAUAUCUAUUUGGAAAGUUUGAUAUGCAGAUCAAACUCGUCCCUGGGAACUCUGCUGGCACUGUAACCACUUUCUAUCUAUCAUCUCAAGGAGACAAUCAUGAUGAGAUUGAUUUUGAGUUCUUAGGAAACUUGAGUGGAGACCCAUAUACUCUCCAUACAAAUGUAUUUAGCCAAGGCAAAGGAAACAGAGAGCAGCAGUUCCAUCUGUGGUUCGACCCAACUAAAGAUUUCCACACUUACUCCGUCCUCUGGAAUUCCCAACAAAUCAUUUUCAUGGUGGACAACAUUCCUAUCAGAGAAUUCAAGAACAGAGCAUCUGAAGGAAUUCCAUACCCUUAUAACCAACCCAUGAAGAUCUACACUAGUCUCUGGGAUGCUGAGCAGUGGGCAACUAGAGGAGGGCUUAUUAAGACUAACUGGACUGAAGCACCAUUCAAUACUUAUUAUAGAAACUUCAAUGGGAAAGCCUGUGUGGUGUCUUCUAGUGGUGUUUCUUCUUGUGAUUCAAGGACAGCAAGUGCUAAUGCUGUAUCUGAUAACUCAUGGCAAACACAACAGCUCGACUCAAAAGGUCAAAAAUAUCUCAGAUGGGUUCAGAAGAAUUACAUGAUUUACAACUACUGCACAGAUUAUAAGCGAUUCUCUAAUGGUCGCCCAAGAGAGUGUAGACGUUCUAAGUCCCAUUAGAUUGAGAACUUUCACAUUCUAUUACAAGUGAUGUUAAUAUUAUAAAUUCCAUGAUCAUUCUUUUAUUUAUCAAAU